This is a messenger RNA of Drosophila arizonae, 5390 nucleotides long. RefSeq names its product Nipped-B cohesin loading factor (gene Nipped-B). Gene Ontology annotation, biological process: regulation of gene expression; establishment of mitotic sister chromatid cohesion; establishment of protein localization to chromatin. Gene Ontology annotation, molecular function: chromatin binding; cohesin loader activity. The record is from RefSeq and is a predicted model, not a curated record. NCBI's taxonomy places the organism in Eukaryota, Metazoa, Arthropoda, Insecta, Diptera, Drosophilidae. Gene Ontology annotation, cellular component: Scc2-Scc4 cohesin loading complex.
AAUAUUCCGUGUAUUUUCUAAUAAAUUGAGGAACGAUUAUUGUGUUUCUCUCGAUAAUGGGGGACCGUGACAUCCCAAGUGUUCCCGUCACAACAUUAGCUGGUCUAACCAGCACAUCUGAUUUGCUCAGCGAGUUGCCUGUAUCCGAUUGUCUACAGAGCGCUUCAUCUUUUAAUAAAUCGCUCCUGUUCCAUUCGUUAGUGGCCAACGAAUCUAAUAAUCUCCUGUCAGUCCGUGAUGAAAAUCUAGUAAGACAGUUGGUAAAUGCCAUUGAGCAAACGAACUCGGACAAUAUAGAACUUAAGCCGCAAUAUGCCAUACAUCAACAUGGUGCUAAUAUUAGUACAUAUCCUGAACUACUGCAGGGUAUUUACAACUAUCGCCCAACUGUAUUUAACACUCCACGGCAAAACGCAAUAAAUGAUCACACGGUUGAGCAACACCUCCCGGAACACUUACAGAAAAAGCAUCCAACGCAUUCCAAGCAAACAGGCCUUGUUAAUAAUGUAAACGAUAUUUGUAGGGAGGCAUACAAUUUUAAUGCUAACUAUCAGCAUCCUCAUCUCAACGAAUAUGUUCAUCAGUCAAUCAGUACUGUAGCUAAGAGCAACUUACCUGGUCAACGUGAUUCUACAUCAAGUAGAAGUCAGAUUGAAUCCAUAGUUUCUAGAGAAAAUAUAGUAAUACAUGAGGAACACACAUCCCGAAUUCAAUCAUUAAAUGCCAAUCAUCAUGGAGAGCAACUCCAAGCGUACUAUCAUCAAUACCAACAUAAAAAUCCCAUUGGUCUACCAAAAAGCAAAACCACAAACUCAUCUAUCGACCAUAACCAAUUACAUCAGAACGCAUUUCAAACUCCGUCAUCAACUACAUCGACAAUUCAAGGAAAUUUUCAAAAUGUAUUGAACCUACAAAGACAGCAGAUCGCCGAUGGAGGGGUCGUCCAGCAACAAUACAGCAAACCUCCUUCACCAUCAAAGUCACUAAUAAUUGUGGCAAAUAAUAGUACAUUUGUAAACGACUUUAACCAAUGUACAAAUCUUACAUCAACUGCCACCUCAGCAUCCACAUCUUCAAGCGGCAAGUCCCAGGUUCGGUCACCAGAAAUGGCUAGAAGUAUGGGGUUACUUCAAGAAACAACUAGCAAGCAUCCUGUUAAUGAAUAUCUGUCAUUGGCUGCUAAUUUCAAUUCAUCUGGGACAUCUGGUAUUCCGAAGACUGAGUCUACAGUCGCGAGUUGUGCACCAUCUACUGCAGAUAUGUUUGCUGUUAUUAAAGCUGAUGAGAAACGCACUGGAACUAAAAGAAAAUUGGCCAUUUCCCUCGGAGAUAUCCCUCCAGAGCAAAUAUAUUCGAAACCCAAGCUGCGGCGAGUUGAACGCAUAAUGACCCUGCCAACACCAAAAGGAAUAAAAGAAGAAGUCAUCCGCUCCCAGACAUACCAACAGUUUAUGAAAAAUAUGGAGCAGAUUAUUGAAAUGCUAGAUGAUACGGAAUCCCCUAACUUCGAUACAGAAGAUGUAGAUGAUAAUAUAGAGUGCAUUCCGCCAAAACUUCUGAACACAAUGAGUGAUGAUGUGGCAAAGUUAAAAGCUAAACAGGCAUUGGAUUCAAUACCAAAAAACAAACUGACUCUUCUUAUCAACUACGCCAUGCGCAACGUUUACUUAGCUAGAAAUUAUUCUGCUGGACAGGAAGACGAAGAUGAUAUAGUUGAUGACGAAGUUAUAGAAAAAAUAUUAAACGCUAUGGAUGCUUGCUUACUCAUAUGCAAUAUUUAUUCAACAGUGAGCGACUUAAAGUUUUUGCAAGAAGAUAAUAUAUCACACAUAAUUAAAUUUGCUCAAUUCCAACUACGUGAAACUAUAUUUCCCUUACACGAUCCUGUCUAUACUGUAAAAAGUGUUAAGAAAACUAGUCAACGCAAAAAAGCUAAAUCCCAUCAAAGUCACCAUAGGAACUUACAACUUUUUUAUUCUAAAGUUGUUGAGCUUUUAAAGGUAUUCGUGACACUCUUUGACAAAUGUAUAUUUGUUGAUACUAUUGUUCUGCCGUUAUCAACGCUUGCAAUCGAGCCAUUUUUUGUAGACAACAUCGAAACAUUGCAGUUUGUUUGCUUGGAGCUGGUCACAACGGUAAGUGCACUUCCCUAUUAUUUAAAAUGUAUGUGUGAAUAUUCUGAUACAUCAGAUUCUGGAUCCUGUGAUGAAAAUUACCCUGACGACUCUAAUAAAAAUGGCAAUCGACCUGUCGACGUUGUUGAUUAUGAACUGAAUCUUGAAAUUUUUAAUGUCUUAGAAGAACGAAAACGGUACUUGAUUAGUAAAAUUAAACCAUUUCCAGUGGGCGAGCAAAGCCAUCAACACAUAAAAACGUAUAUAGAUUACAAUAAUGCACAGUUGAUAGCUCAAUAUUUAGCUACGAAACGGCCAUUUAGUCAGUCAUUUGAUGGAUGUCUUAAAAAAAUUAUUUUAGUCGUUAAUGAACCAUCAAUCGCUGUGAGAACACGAGCAAUGAAAUGUCUAGCAAAUAUUGUUGAAGUUGAUCCUCUGGUACUAAAGCGAAAGGACAUGCAAAUGGGUGUUAAUCAAAAAUUUCUAGAUACUGCAAUAUCAGUGCGCGAAGCUGCGGUUGACUUAGUAGGAAAAUUUGUACUUAGCAAUCAGGAAUUAAUAGAUCAAUACUACGAUAUGCUUUCGACUCGAAUAUUGGACACUGGUGUUUCAGUAAGAAAGCGUGUAAUAAAAAUUUUGCGUGACAUUUGUAUUGAAUAUCCUGAUUUCGAAAAAAUACCUGAAAUUUGUGUAAAAAUGAUACGCCGCGUUAACGACGAGGAAGGCAUUCAAAAGCUUGUUACGGAAGUUUUUAUGAAAAUGUGGUUCACACCAUGUGUCAAGAAUGACAAGUACGGUAUACAACGGAAAAUUAAUCAAAUCAUUGAUGUGGUGAACAGUGCUCAUGACACUGGUACAACGUGGUUAGAGGGUCUUCUAAUGAGCAUUUUCAAGCCAAAAGAUAAUAUGGUUAAGCUUGAUGGAAGUACUCAGGAGAGUGUAAAAAAAAAUACAGAGCCACCACAAGAAAUUGUAUUAGCUUGCCAGCAAUUAGCUGAUGGUCUUGUGGACAGGCUAAUUGAAUUGGAGGACACCGACAAUGCACGUAUGCUUGGCUGCAUAACUACAAUUCAUUUGCUAGCUAAAGUACGGCCUCAGCUCUUGAUUAGACACGCUAUGACAAUAGAGCCUUAUUUAAAUAUUAAAUGCCAUUCAGCUUCUGCAGCAAAAUUUAUUUGUGCAGUGGCUGAUAUUCUUGAAAAGGUUGUACCUCUAGUUAACAAUGCGAGCGAAUCGUUUUUGGCAUCUUUAGAAGAGCAUCUGAUGCUGCUAGUAGUAUCAAGAAAUCAAGCUGAGGUUACAAGUUGUGUUUCUUGUUUGGGAGCACUCGUAAAUAAGAUUACAAAAAAUUUUAAAUUGAUUCGCGAUUGCUUUCAAAAGUUUUACCGUGUUCUGGAGCUGUCUAGAAAUCAAGUUGAGCAAAAUGCUUUUCAUAUUGAUAAUAUUUACACCCCUAGCUUUCGGAGAAGUCUAUUUACUAUUGGUAUUUUAAUGCGAUAUUUUGAUUUUAGUUCCCCAAUAGCAUUAGGUGAUGCAAAUAACGGACUUCCUCCAACAAUAUGCGAUAACGUGUUUGAAUGUUUAAUGUUCUUUUGUGGUUGCUCCAAUCACGAAAUUCGCAAACAAGCACUUAUAUCACUUGGCUCCUUCUGUGUUAUGAAUGAUGAUUAUUUGACUCGAUCAGAGCUUAAACAAUUUUACUGUGAUUUACUGAGGUCAUCCUCAAAUGAUGGUGGGAUUAAAAUAAUCUGCAUGCGCAAUAUUUGGAUAUAUUUAACUGAAUCUGAAAUGUUCAUGCACAACAAAGAGAAGGAGUGGGAAAAGCAAUCAAAGCAUGAAGACUUAAAGGAAAUGAAUGAUGUUUCGUCUGGUAUGGCUAGUCGCAUCAUUCAGCUCUAUUUGGAAGAAAUUCUCGACUGUUUCCUUAAUCGAGACGAUGCAGUCCGACUGUGGGCAGUCAAAGUCGUGCAAAUUGUUCUUCGCCAAGGCUUGGUGCACCCAGUUAGAAUGGUACCUUAUUUGAUAUGUUUGAGCACCGAUUUAAAGGUUGAGUCAGCCCAUAGAGCGGAUGCCUUGUUGAAAGAUAUUGAUAAAACAUAUUCAGGAUUUGUGAAUAUGAAAGUUCAAUUCGGGCUUCAACUUUGCUUUAAGCUACAGGAGAUAUUACAAAAAAACAAUAAGGCGAAAAACGAAAUUAUACGAGGUUAUGCAAAACGAGGGCCUGAUCAAGUAACAACAGCUUUGAAUGACUUUCUGUAUACAUUACUCCGAACCACAAAACCACAAAGACGCGCGUUGGUUCAGACGGUUACGAAACAAUUCGAUGAUAAUAAAACAUCAUUACAGCAAAUGUUAUACAUCGCCGACAAUCUUGCAUACUUUCCAUACGCGGUUCAAGAUGAGCCUCUAUACUUAAUCCAUCAAAUCGAUUUACUUAUAUCGAUGGCUGGUACACAUCUUUUAACUACUUUUAAAGAACACCUUAGACCAAGUGACAAGGGAGGAGACGUUCUUGAAGACGAUGAUGAUGAGGAGGACCCACAUGUUCUUUUUAGUCGUCUUCCUGAAGAUAUGACCGAAAUAAAAAAAUGUAUAACUUCCGCGCAAGCCUGUAUGCUACUACUUGUACUAAAAGAGCACCUAAAAGAAAUGUAUGGCUUAACUGACGGAAAAAUAUCACGUUAUUCGCCGUCUGAGCAGAAGCUAUAUGAAAAGGCGGUAACACGUAGGAUCGUCGCAGACUUUAAUCCAAGAACCACAAUCGAUGUGAUUAAAAAGCAACCUCAAAAUUUUACAAGCACGGAUACUGACUGUUUUUCUAGGGAAUUAUCGGAUGAAGAAAAAUUAGAUCUUGUUGUAAAAUAUUUGGAUUUCAAAAAGUUGAUGCUUAAACUAGAUCCGGAAGACGCUGAUUCUGAUGCAGAUGAAUCUCGCGACAAGACAAAACUCAAUAAUUCAGGGUUAACAGAAGAAAGUUCAACAACUCCAAGUCAAAUUCUCAACGACAAGCCAAACUCCGUUUCUAUUCCAGCUGUGACUUAUUGUAAAAUUCAAACAUCAUCCACUACAUUAAUCACUGACACGUCAAAUAUCGAUACAUUGACCUUUCGUACAGCGAAAUCGGCACUCUCUCCUGUGAAGCUAAAUGCGCGGAAACAGAACCAACAACGCAAUAAAAAGAAACGACGCAAAAUUAUGUCAUCUGACGAAGAUGAUGAAUACAGCGGCAAUGACUAUUCGUGAGAUGUUUUAGUCUUAUUGGUUAAACCAUAUAAU